AUGGCUGAUAUCACGAAUGCCGAGACAGAAGGAUCUUCUGAUGGAUUCAUUUGCACGCUUGAGGGUUUCACCCCGAAUAUCAUUGGACUGUAUGGUAUACCUGGCGCUGGGAAAUCUCAUUAUCUUUCCAUGCUCCAGGUUCACUCUCAGUUACAAGGAACCACCCCGUUUAAAUUUUUUGAGGGAUCUUCGGUGAUUAACUCUCUCGUUCCCGGUGGCCUUCUCGCAUUCAAGAAGUUGCCAGAGGAGCAUAAAGUGAAGUUGCGCGAGAAAGCCAUCUGCUCCAUUAAACACGAAUGCACAAUCGGCAGAACUAAUGGGGUAGUGGCGGGGCAUGCCACGUUCUGGGACGAAAAAGAGGAUUCCGAAAUCAUUGUGAUUACACCGAAAGAUCUUGAGAUAUAUUCGCAUAUACUGUACUUGAGAAUUGACCCCGAGGUUAUUCAACAACACCGCUUGGGCGACUGGGAGAGAAACCGUGAUAUCGUGCCACUUGAACACUUGGAGAAGUGGCAGAAACAGGAGGAAAACAUGCUGCGUACAUUUUGUCGCGUCCAUGGUAUUCACUUCUGUGCAAUAUCUCGAGGCAACAACGUGGAGUCCGAAGAGAUGUUCUCAGUCAGACUCAUGAGGUUGGUCUCCGAUCUCGGCCGUCACAAUGAGCAUGUUAACCGGAACAACGCGAUGACCAGGCUGGGAGAGGCUAUGGACAGUGACGCCACUCGCGAUGGUCGAGUCAAGAAAAUGUUGGUUAUGGACGCGGACAAGACGUUGGCUCCGCAAGACGUUGCCGAUAUGUUCUGGGAAAAAGUCUCCAACCAUGGGGCAUCGACAGGGGCAAAAAACCCUCUGAAAGAAUUGUUCGGCGGCUCUAGUGGCUACUCGUAUCAUUCCUUUCGGCAGGCCACGUUGCUCUACGAAGAAGCCGCUAAUGACGGAGCAUUCGAUGGCAUAUGUGACGAGGUAGCCUUGGGGGUGACUAUGUAUCCCGAGUUUGUAUCUCUGUUACACCAAGCGGCAGAGCUUGAUCAUGUCGGCGCUGUGGUCAUAACCUGUGGUCUAGGACAUGUCUGGGAGAAAGUUCUUGAGAGAGAAGGUCUGGCCGACUCCGUGGCAGUUAUAGGUGGAGGACAGAUUUCAGAUGGAUUCGUGGUGACUGCGGAGCUCAAAGCAGAGUUGGUUGAUCACAUCCGGGACGCAUACCAGGCAGAAGUGUGCGCAUUUGGAGACAGUCCGUUGGAUUUGCCAAUGUUAAUCCAGGCAGACCGGGCCAUAGUUGUUGUCGGCGAUGAGGACUCCAGGAGCAAGUCCAUGGAAGCUGCUUUGAGGGAUGCUAUAAAAACCGAGGGUUUGACUGCCAGUCAACUCGUGUUGCCGAGCACAGCAACCCCACGGUUGGAUUCGGUCAAGCUCCCGCUUAUACAACUCUCACAGGCCGAUAUAGAGGCAAUCCUGUGCAAUUCCGAUUUCCAGUUCAUCCAUGCAACCAAUAGCAGCGCAGCCGCCCUGCUCACAACUCAGACGCGUGAUGCAACUGUUGCAGGCCCGGCCCUCAAGAGAGCUCAUCGCCGCAUUGGGUGGUACUUAGCUGUCGAGUUCAUUAGCAAGGUUAUUGGACUCGAGAGCUACAAGAUCCCACACGUUCAAGGCGGACAUACGAAGGGUCAUCGCCUGGAAGGCGAGAAAAGGAUGACAAUUGUGCCUUUGAUGCGCGGCGGAGCACCUAUGGCCGAGGGUAUCAACGAAGUUUUUCCUCUCGCAAUGUUGGUGCAUGCGAGCCAGCCCGAGGACCUCAAACUCCAUCAUGUAGAGCAGCAACAUAGCAUCAUCCUCAUCGACUCGGUCAUCAACACCGGUAAAACUAUUUUGGAGUUCAUAGAACACGUGCGAAAGUUGCAUGCCACUAUCCGCAUCGUUGUUGUUGCCAAUGUCGUUCAAGACAAGUUCAUCUCUGGAGAAACGGCGUCGAAUCUAGCCAGCUAUGGAAAUAUCAGUCUUGUUGCUCUUCGCCUGUCUAAAAACCAGUUUAGAGGUAGCGGAGAGACCGAUACAGGUAACCGUUUGUUCAACACGACUCAUCUAGCAUGAUCGGAGUUUGACGGCCUAUCUGCCAUGUCGUGGAGAAUGUACGAUGGGUUGUUUCAAUGCGGUCACUUGAGUUCUAGGUUCAUAAAUUACUAUUAUUGCGGUAGUAGUAUGAGAG
Molecule: messenger RNA, 2203 nt
Organism: Pseudogymnoascus destructans
Lineage: Eukaryota; Fungi; Ascomycota; Leotiomycetes; Thelebolales; Thelebolaceae
Exons: 1
Coding region: 1-2088 (695 amino acids)
Biological process (GO): L-serine biosynthetic process; dephosphorylation
Cellular component (GO): cytoplasm
Molecular function (GO): magnesium ion binding
Source: RefSeq, a predicted model, not a curated record